This is a messenger RNA of Lampris incognitus (smalleye Pacific opah), 2045 nucleotides long. RefSeq names its product methylthioribose-1-phosphate isomerase 1 (gene mri1). The transcript is spliced from 6 exons. The coding region runs from base 101 to 1162 and encodes 353 amino acids. NCBI's taxonomy places the organism in Eukaryota, Metazoa, Chordata, Actinopteri, Lampriformes, Lampridae. The record is from RefSeq and is a predicted model, not a curated record. Gene Ontology annotation, molecular function: S-methyl-5-thioribose-1-phosphate isomerase activity.
GAGAGAGAGAGAGAGAGAGAGAGAGAGCGAGAGAGAGCGAGCGAGCGAGCGAGUGCCCCCCGCCAACGUUCAUCUGAUCCACCAUCUCAUCGUUUGGGUCAUGACGCUCGAAGCGAUCCGCUACCGGGCCGGGUCUCUGCAGAUCCUCAAUCAGCUGCUUCUGCCGCAUGAGACCGUGUACGAUGAAGUUCGCUCUGUCCAGGAUGCUUACGAGGCCAUCAAGUCCAUGAAGGUGCGGGGUGCCCCAGCCAUUGCCAUCGUUGGCUGCCUAAGCCUCGCGGUGGAGCUGCGGGCAGGUGCGGGUGGUGAGGACCCAUUGACCUUCAUCAGGGAGUCUCUGUGUCAUCUGACUUCAGCUCGGCCCACCGCCGUCAACAUGGGCCGCGCUGCUCGGGAGUUGAUGGAAUUUUCGGAAAACGAAAGCAUGGAGAAGAACUUUGAGCAGCUUCGUGAGAGUGUGAUUGCCUGGAUUGAGGAGAUGCUGGACCGUGAUGUCAAUGACAACAGGAAGAUUGGUAACUAUGGUGCCCAGCACAUCCUGUCUGGGGUCCCGAGGGAUUCUGUAACCAUCCUUACACACUGCAACACUGGUUCGCUGGCUACUGCUGGAUAUGGAACUGCACUGGGUGUGGUGCGUAGCCUCCAUGCAUUGGGCAGGCUGAAGCGUGUGUAUUGUACAGAAACAAGACCAUACAACCAGGGAGCCAGGCUGACUGCCUAUGAGGCAGUGGCUGAGGGUUUUCCUGCUACACUCAUCACAGACAGCAUGGCUGCACUCACCAUGAGAGAGAGGGGUAUCACAGCUGUGGUGGUAGGUGCAGACAGGGUUGUGGCUAAUGGUGACACUGCCAACAAAGUGGGCACAUACCAGUUGGCCAUCACUGCCAAGCACCAUGGGAUUCCAUUCUAUGUGGCAGCACCGAGUACAUCAUGUGAUUUAAGUCUUGAGAGCGGCAGGGACAUUAUUAUUGAAGUGCGGCCCCCUGAGGAGCUCACCAGCAUAAAUGGAGUCCCCAUUGCUGCCCCAGGUAUUGAGGUGUGGAACCCAGCCUUUGAUGUGACCCCUCACCAGCUAAUUACAGGAGGCAUCAUUACAGAGCUGGGAGUCUUCCUCCCCUCUGAGCUCCAGGCAGCGCUUACUGGCCGUCUCACCGCCCUCUAGACCUACUCAGCUCCCUCUGCUGGCCACUUUGUGCCAGUGGCCUUUCAAAUUAAUACUCCCACUCCCAACACACACACAGACAUGGUUGUGGUGUAAUUUUAAUUUACUACAUUGGUAAACACAGUCUGUGUUACAUCAGUGCACAAAGAUCAGUCUAAUGCAUAAAAUCACAUGUCCUACAGUCACACACACACACUCGUACACACAAACACUGCAGGGACUCAAGUACAGUCUCCCCGUCCUUUUCUGUCCUCCUCAUUUUUCUUUGGUCUCUCCCUUCCCCGUCAGCACAUCACUGAGUAUCCAUUAUCUCCCUCCCUCUCUCUCCUGCAAUGAUGAAAAGUGCUCAGCUUAAACAUCACAGAGUAUCUGUUCUCUCUUUCUCUUUUGUGCUCAGCUAGACUGUCCCAUGAAUUAAAUUUGGCAGUUUUUGUAAGUCUUUUCUGAGGUCAUUUUUUCAGGGCCUUUUCGAUUAUAAAAGUUUAUAAAGGGAUGCAUCGAAUUGCUGAUAUGUCAUUUUAAAAAGCUGGAUUUUGAAUACCCAUGGUGCUUAAAGUGUGAUUGAAGUGCUGCUACCGACUUGUAAAUAUCUAUAAUCCUAUUACUAGUGUACAUAUGUACAAAUGAACCCCUAACAGUUAAUGGUAGCAUAAUUCUAACCAAGUAAGUGGUUAUUUGAAACUAAAUUCACCCAGUCAAAAAUGUUAUAUUAACAUUUGUUUUAAUUUUCUCUAUGUAGAAACUUUUAUAGAAAUAUAGAUCAAGCAAACUGAUUGUUCAGAGAUUUACAGAGACUGAAUUGUAAUGGAUAUGAAGAACCAUAUUUCAUUUAUACAGUUCAGUUCUUGCUGCAAAAUUUUUUAACACAAAGUGGAAGGUUUUU